UUUCUGUCCGCUGAUUUGGUCCUGCAUAUAUCCGUGUGUGAGUGAAAUACAGGGUCAGUCAGUGAAUCAUGUACGAGCAGGAGAAGAAGUCGCUGCGCCAGUGCGGGCGCUACAUCGUCCAGUUUUUGCGACCAUCUUACAUUCGGGGAUUUUUGACAACUUACCUGGAUAGAGAGUCUGUAGAGAAGAUUUUAUCAGAGGAGAAGACGUCACGGAUGGCAGCAGCUCAGAUACUGCUGGAUAAGAUGUUGGACCUGGAGGAGGUCGGCUGGUUCCAGGGCUUCCUGGACACGCUGAUGGCUUCAGAUUACACAGGCCUCCACAUGGCAAUCAGUAAGUGGGACUUUAAGGAGCUGGAGGAUCUCUCUUCUUACAGAAAUCUGCUGGAUCAAGUUGAGAUGUCCAUCACCAAAAACAUGAAACCCAGAGAGCUGCUGCCACACAUGGGCGACUGUCUCACACAGCGAGAGUGUGAGGAGAUCAGAGCGGUGGAGGAGCAGAAGGGGUGUGUUGCGGCGAGUGAGCUGUUAGUGGACACUCUGAGACACUGCGAUAAAUCUAACUGGUAUAAAGUGUUUAAACUCGCUCUGGAUAUGUGCAGUCAGACUCUCGCUCUACAGCUGCUUGAGCCCGAUGAGAAUGGGAAUUGUGUUCAGAACUGUAAUGAGAAUGAUGCAGGAAUGGCAAGAAUGGCAGUGUGUUUUGAGUACAGAGAGGACAGCGAGAAUGACAACCUGAUGAGCAGCAACAGUGAGAUGAGUGAAUCUGAGCAGUGUGUCAAGGGGGCAGAGGAGGGUGUGGCCAGUGUGUGUGGGAGACAUACAGAGAAAAAGUUGAGAGAGUAUCAGAAAGAGCUCGCUACAGCCGCAUAUAACGGCCUCAACACCAUCAUCUGUGCUCCAACAGGCUGUGGUAAAACUGUUGUUGCCGUGGCGAUCUGUGAACAUCACCUGAAGAAAUAUUCUGAGAAGGCCAAAGUGGUUUUCAUGACAACCAAAGUGGAGGUUUAUGAACAACAACUCAAACUGUUCAAGGAACACUUCAGCAAGGAUCCGAACAUCAAAGUGGAAGGUGUGUGUGGGGAUAUGGAGAACGUGAACCUGCCCACCCUGGUGUCUAGCAAUGACGUAUUGCUGAUGACUCCUCAGAUUCUGGUGAACGCUCUGAAGCGUGGUGAAGUGGCCUCGAUAAACACAUUCACACUGCUGCUCCUGGACGAGUGUCACAACACCACCGGCAAACAUCCGUACAACAAUAUCAUGAGCCUUUACAUCGACACCAAAUACUCUACAGGCACACACUCACUGCCUCAGGUGGUGGGCUUCACUGCGUCUGUAGGUAUUAAGAGUUUUAAGAAUGUACUUGAGGCUGAGAACAACAUCUGCCAGCUGUGUGCUAACCUGGAUGCCCGAGUCAUAACCACAGUUACAGAGAAUAUUGAUGAGCUGAGAUCAUUUGUACACACACCUGAGAAAGACUUCUAUUUGGUCAAACCCCGAACCUCAGACCCUUUCAUUCUCAUCAUCAAAAAGAUCAUGAAGAACAUCGAACAGCUGGCCUUAAAAGUCUACAACAUUGUCACUGUGUCCCAGGUACAGAAAGGUGAUUAUGGCACUCAGAUGUAUGAGCAGUGGAUUGUGAAUGUACAGAAAUGCUGCAGACUGCUUCAGUUCACUGACCGUGAGGAGGAGCGCAGAGUCUGCAGAGCACUAUACACCUACACUGAACACCUCAGAAAAUAUAAUGAUGCUCUGAUCAUUAAUGAGGACGCUCGCACCAAAGACGCGCUGGACUUCAUGGACUCAUUCAUCAAGGACAUCAGUAAUGCCAGCCAAGACCCCACUGAGCACCAGCUCAUUGACUUAUACCAGGCUCAGCGUGAGCAGCUGCGCCAUUUAGCUGCUGCAGGAGAACAAAACCCCAAACUACAGGAGCUUAAGUUCAUCCUGGAUGAGGAAUACAGAAACAAUGAGCAGACUCGCACUGUGCUGUUCGUCAGGACCCGCGCCCUCACUGAUGCUCUGAAAAAGUGGAUAGAGGAGACAGAUUCACUAAAGUUCCUGAAGCCUGGCGUUCUGAUUGGAAGAGGAAGAAAAUCACAACUGACAGGCUCAGGUAUGACUCUGACAGGACAGAAGGGUGUGCUUGAUACCUUUAAGAGCUCUGACCAGAGUAAGAUUCUUAUUGCCACCUCCGUCGCUGACGAGGGCAUCGAUAUACCACAAUGCAACCUAGUGCUCAUGUACGAGUACGUCGGCAACGUUGUCAAGAUGGUGCAGGUUCGAGGUCGAGGGAGAGCUCAGGGCAGCAAGUGUUUUCUGAUCUCCAGCAGAGAGGAGCGCAUUCGUAAAGAGCAACAGAACAUGGAGAGAGAGAAGCUGGUCGAGGAAGCCGUUAAACUCCUGCAGAACUCACCUGACUGCCUGCAUGCCAAGGUGGAACGGUUCCAGAAGGCUGAUAUGGCCCGGAGAGCCCAUGAGAACUCAAAUGUAGAGAAAACUCAGACUGAGGGAAGUUACAAGUUCCUGUGUGGGAAGUGUAAAACGUUUGCCUGUUUUAGUGAUGACCUGCGUGUGCUACAGGAAUCUCACCACAUUGUGCUGGAUCAGUCUAUAUUCCAGCGCUGUGAAACUCAACCUCACAAAAAAAUCAAGACCUUUGACAAUUUUACCAAAAAGGAGAAGAUGUAUUGUUCUGACUGUAAAAAAGACUGGGGCAUCAUUGCCUCCUACCUGAAUAUACAGGAUUUACCGGUGUUGAAGAUUGAGAGUUUUACCCUUGAGGACCUGGUCACAAAGGAACAGCACGCUUUCAGGAAAUGGCAUGAGGUCCCAUUCUGUAUGCGAGUGUUUGACGUGACAGAGAAGAUGGUUGAGAAGUGGAAGCCGAGAACAUAGAUCAUAAAAGAUGAGAUAACCUCUAAAACUGCCAAUCUCUCUCUCUCUCUCUCUCUCUCUCUAUAUAUAUAUAUAUAUAUAUAUAUAUAUAUAUACAUGUUUGGGGUUUUUUAAUGUACUGUAACUUUCUUGUUAUAUGGAAGAGUCUUUCUUGUUUUGAAAUCACACACAACCCGAACACGAUCUGACUAGCUGAAGCACUUUACUAAGGAAAAUUGUCUUCAGAUUGUUUCAGAAGGCACUGUUUGCAAUCGUUUUAUGAAAUCAUUAAGUCAGGAAUUAUUGAAAAACAGUUAGCUUUGCUCAGUGAGAGUGGGUGGCCAUUGAAUGAAGCCCCACCCCCUACGCUAUUCUUCGAGAAGGAAAAGAGCAGACUUGCAGAAGAGUAGUGACGUCUUUCAUCAUAUUCCUGACUGUCACGUUUUAAACUGCACAAUAAAGUUUGUGAUGAUUUUUCUA
Messenger RNA from Hemibagrus wyckioides, 3356 nucleotides. RefSeq names its product RNA sensor RIG-I (gene rigi). NCBI's taxonomy places the organism in Eukaryota, Metazoa, Chordata, Actinopteri, Siluriformes, Bagridae. The record is from RefSeq and is a predicted model, not a curated record. Bases 69 to 2897 code for a protein of 942 amino acids. The transcript has 19 exons. Gene Ontology annotation, cellular component: cytoplasm. Gene Ontology annotation, molecular function: DNA binding; zinc ion binding; ATP binding.